AUGAUCCAUGAAUGGCCUCCCGGCGAUUUAGAGUACCUCCUAAAUCUGUCGGCGGCCCAAGCUUCCUUCGGUCAGCAGCUUGUCUUCUCUUCGGCCAUUAAAUCCUCAGGCGAUCCAAUUGGUCCUGCUCCUACCGUCGACUCUGUCAACACCGGUUCAAGCUCUGAAGCCCCGAAGGAACCUCCCGUCACUGCCCAGCCGGAAGUUAUGGCCGAGUUCAAUCAAAUAGCGGCGGCGACGCUCAACACCACACCAUCGUCUCCUCGGGCUUGCCCUCUUGGGCUGGCCCUUUUUCACCCAACCAACCCAGCCCUUCUUCCCAUCCCCUCUCACCUCAACCGCCACCUUUCCCAGCUCGAUCCCAACCCAAACCCUCCAUUCCUGACCGAACCCGACCCAACCCUCCAAUUCAGCCUUUGA
Molecule: messenger RNA, 420 nt
Organism: Striga asiatica
Lineage: Eukaryota; Viridiplantae; Streptophyta; Magnoliopsida; Lamiales; Orobanchaceae
Source: the annotation of a GenBank genome assembly